This is a messenger RNA of Pomacea canaliculata, 2008 nucleotides long. RefSeq names its product epoxide hydrolase 4-like. The transcript has 6 exons. Gene Ontology annotation, molecular function: hydrolase activity. Bases 94 to 1056 code for a protein of 320 amino acids. NCBI's taxonomy places the organism in Eukaryota, Metazoa, Mollusca, Gastropoda, Architaenioglossa, Ampullariidae. The record is from RefSeq and is a predicted model, not a curated record.
AGCGAGUUACUCCGCAUGUUCGGGGGCUCAGAUCAAAGUCCACUGCAUCCAGUCCGCUGAGAUUUUGCACAAGGAUCCACAAACCAGCGCAAAAUGGGGGGCCUGGCUGAAAGGGUCAUUCAAAGAAUCGUCGUGCUCAUGCUUGGCAGUUUCAUCGGUUUACUGGCGCUGUGUAAAAUUGUCAUCGACUGUGUGAAAGUUGGUCCCAGCAAAGUGUUUAGCCAGCAGAAGAGAAACAAGCCACCUGCAUGUUUAGAGGAUUCCAGCCUUGGAACUCACGGUUACGCCCAUUUAGAAGAUAUCCGUAUGCAUUAUGUGAGCAAUGGAAGUGAAGAUAAACCACUAAUGCUGCUGGUUCAUGGCUUCCCAGAGUUCUGGUACUCUUGGCGCUAUCAGCUGAAAGAGUUCAAGGACCGUUACAGGGUUGUUGCAGUUGACCUAAGGGGCUACAAUGAAACUGAUAAACCAGCAGGAAAAUCCAACUAUAAAACAGCAAAGCUUGUUGCAGACAUAAAACAGCUGAUAACUGCUUUAGGUUACAGUGAUUGUGUCCUCGUUGGACAUGACUGGGGAGGAGUUGUCUGUUGGAUGUUCGCUGAAACCUUUCCAGACCUUGUGAACCACCUCAUCAUUCUCAACUGUCCCAAUUUCAAAGUUUUCCAGAAGCACCUUCGGUCAAGCCUGAAACAGGCUAAAAUGUCCUGGUACAUCUAUUUCUUCCAGCUUCCCUUUUUGCCAGAACUCAUGUUUAGGCUUCAAGAUUAUGCCAUUCUUGAUCAACUUUUUCGUGGCAAGCACAGCGGGGUUCGUUCUGACAGAAUGUCAGAUGAAGAUAUUGAAGCAUACAAGUACACCUUCAGUCGCAGUGGUCUGACCGGGCCGAUUAACUUUUAUCGUGCUGGCUUUGGAGGAGAGAGAAGACCACCCGACCAGUCCGGAUCACGAUCUAAAGGGAUCAGCGUGCCUACCCUGCUGCUAUGGGUACAGAGGAUGCAGCGUUGGAUAACAGACUUGCAGAAAUGUCCCGUGAAUGCUGCACAGGCAAGGUGGUGUUAAAGUACAUCGAGGAUGCCAGCCACUGGCUGCAGAUGGACAGACCAGAUCUUGUCAACAAAUACAUGCGAGAGUUUCUGGCUGAGUCGGAGAAAUAAAAGACUGCCAGAUUUUUUAAUUUUUUUUUUUAGUAUCCUACCCAUGUUUUCUUUUUUGCAUAUAUCUUAUUCUGAGUUAUGGAUUGAGACUGACACCAAAUGUAUUCAUUUCCAGCACCUCUUUUGAUUUGCCUUUCUAGGUCUUUGAAAUUUUUCACUAUUUUAAAAUUUUGUAAUAGUCAUUGUCAAUUGGGGAGAUGAAUGGCGUCUUCAGAUCUUACCUUGUGAUGCACAGCAUUGUCACUAGUGGGGUUUAAUUAUUGCUACCUCACUUGGUGUUUGUAGUGAAAGAACAGUUGUGAUGGCGUGAUCUCUUGUGGAAAAGAGUUUGAGUGGUAAAAAAGAUUUUCAAACAUUUGGAAACAAAAAAAAAAACAACAAAAAACCAAAAAAAAAAAAACAACAAACAAAAAGGAAACCAGAUCAACAGGUGGUGUCAAGAGACAAAAGAAAUGUCCAGGGAAAUUUCAAGUGGUAUCCUCCCCAUUGUGUUUACUCUGCCUGGUUUUACGACUGUUGUUGCACUAAUAUAAAAUAUCAAAUGUCUGCUUUUGUAUUGUCCUGGCUAGAUUAUUGCAACUCUUGUGUUCCUAACUGCCUAUUGGACAAGUUGCAAAGGUCUGAUAAUAAUGCUGCUCAUAAUGUUUUCCGUGAACUGCACUCUUCCGUGAGCUUAUUUUCUCUGGCACAGUAUUUCUUUUCUCUGCAUGUGGCAUCUGUUUACCAUGAUACAUUAUACCUUUAGUUGCUGGUUCAACGUAAAACACUAGUUCGUAUAAUGCCUUGCCAUCACAGACUGUGACACAAAUCAUACCUUUGCGUUCUGUUUCAGAAACAAUUAAAAAAAUAUGAACAUG